AUGGAAAUGAGAACAACAUCAAUUAGCAAUAAUGAAGACGAUUCUCGGAAUCGACUACAAGUUCCCAUGUCGCGACCCCUGCUGCUCGACACAGCCGGCCAUUCUCGGCCGUCAUCGCCAUAUGCAUUGGAUCAUUCACCAGCUUUGAGCGGAAAAAUUAAAGUUCCCCGAAAGUAUUACUCACAAGAAGAUCCACUGAAGACGAUGGAGACGCCAAUGUUCGACAAGUACGAGCAAGAACAUCGCAAGAAAGGUCCCUCAUCGGCGGCAACAGUUCUUGCCAUGUCAGGCCUUUUUGUUGUUGGUACCACCUUGAUUCUCAGCGGGAUAAUCGUCCUGAUUGUGCAACCCGAACCCGCAUUCGUCAUCACAGGAUGCCUAUUCCUCGGUAUCGGCGUUGCCAUGCUUCUUGUGUGUGUCAUUUUGCAACGCAAAAAUCUUGUCAAAUUCGUUUUGGACUUGAAUCGCGACCUAUACUUCCUUAAUAUGAGCAAUUCGUACAUGUGGAAAAUGAUGUUCGAAAUGAGAUCCGAACUUCCAUUAUCUGAAGAUUGA
Messenger RNA from Caenorhabditis bovis, 555 nucleotides. Lineage: Eukaryota; Metazoa; Nematoda; Chromadorea; Rhabditida; Rhabditidae. The record is from the annotation of a GenBank genome assembly.